This is a messenger RNA of Alosa sapidissima (American shad), 1483 nucleotides long. It is a transcript of the gene vstm4b, whose product is annotated as V-set and transmembrane domain containing 4b. Bases 244 to 1233 code for a protein of 329 amino acids. The transcript is spliced from 8 exons. The record is from RefSeq and is a predicted model, not a curated record. NCBI's taxonomy places the organism in Eukaryota, Metazoa, Chordata, Actinopteri, Clupeiformes, Clupeidae.
AGAGGCCUGACUGUCUCAGGUUACAGACAGCACAGGAGCCAGAGCGAGAGCAAGCGACUGACCGACGGACGAGAGGAGAGAGGGAGCGAGAGAAGAGAGAGAGAUACGAAACGGAGCGAGAGAAGAGAGAGAAGAACAGAGAGAUACGAGAGGAGAGGGAGAGAGAGAAGAACAGAGAGAAGAGAGAGAAAAGAGAGAGGAGAGAGAGAAAAGCGUCUGUUUCUCUGCGGCGUGACGGUUUCUAUGGAGCUGUGGACACAGAGGGAUGGACAUGUGCUGGUCCUUGCAACGCUGCUGGCUAGUGCCGUGUUCGGAGACGUGUCGUCUGCCAUCAACGUGACGGUGGUUCCGUCUCCCGUGGUGACGGUGGCGGAGGGGGCGAACGUGACCCUGACGUGUCGGGUGGCUCAGCGACGGCGCUCGAGCAGCUUGCCCGUGGUGCGCUGGAUGUUCGCUCCGGAACACGCCGGCGUUGCCGACGGAGACGAGAUCCUGGUGGCGCGCGUCAACAUGCGGCGCGCCAAGUUCUACGGGAACUACACCAAGAGCUUCAGCGCCCCCAAGCUGCGGCUGACGGUAGUGAAGCAGGGCCACACGUACGAGCUGCUGCUCCUGGAGGCGGCGGCUGGUGACCGCGGGACCUACACCUGCCGCGCACAGGAGUUCCGCAGACACAAGGACCGCUGGAAGGCCUCCACCAACAGCUCGGCUUCCACAGAGCUCAGAGUGCACGUUCACCCAGCCAGUGUCCCCAGAGAUGCCCUGUGGAGUCUGUUUGAAGAUGUAUACCUGUGUGCAGUACUCAUCUGCUCUGUGGGGUUGGUGUGUGUGUGCCUGUUCACUGUGGUCGUCUGCUGUCAGUAUUUACAGAGGAAGAGGAAAAUAAAAGAGAACUACCAUCUAGUCAAGAGCCCCCAGAACAGCUCUGGCGAGGUGGUCACCAGUGAGGUCAGUGUGUCUCCUGCUCUCCCUAAGAAGGAGAGGAAGUACAAGAACAGACUACACACACAGCAGGACACACCACCAGAGAUACCCGCCAAAGCUCCCAUUGGGGAGAAGAUGCGGAACCCCAAACUCAUAAAGGUUCCUCCGAGGAACCUCCUCCUGCCCAAGAUUGUGGAGGAGUCCCUGACCUACGCAGAGUUGGAACUGGUCAAGGCUCCGCCCAACGGCAAGGCCAACAGCUCCGGCACCGUCUACGCACAGAUCCUAUUCGAGGAACAACACGUGUAAACACAAACAAACAACAAACAAACAAACAAUGGAACUCUGCUGGUCCCUACUCGCAACAUAUUUAUAAUGUAUUUGACUAUUUUAUGGACAUUAUACUGGACUAAUGACUUCUAACAUUCAUGGAAUUGUUUUAAUAGCUCUGUUUUGUUAUGUUCUCUGAGAGUGUACAGUUGUGUACUGUGUCACUGUGUGAUUUGAUGUGAAGCGUUGUGUAGCUUCAGUGAAGACAGAAGACUGAAUUGAUACUUUA